Dentiscutata heterogama is the source of this 488-nucleotide messenger RNA. The record is from the annotation of a GenBank genome assembly. NCBI's taxonomy places the organism in Eukaryota, Fungi, Glomeromycota, Glomeromycetes, Diversisporales, Gigasporaceae.
UGCCGAUGCACCAAUGUUUGUUUGCGGUGUAAAUUUGGAUGCCUAUAAGUCCGAGUAUAAAGUGAUCUCAAAUGCAUCUUGCACUACCAAUUGUUUGGCCCCAUUAGUCAAGGUUAUGAAUGAUGAAUUUGGCAUCAUUGAAGGGUUGAUGACUACGGUUCAUUCUACAACUGCCACGCAAAAAACUGUUGAUGCUUAUCCAAGAAAUACCGAAUCUUUACUUGCUGAAAAAUUACCAAUUCUUCUUGACAAAGUUGAAGAUGAAAUUAUUUUGGUAACACAUGUUGGACCCUCUAAAGUUGGAACAACUGAGGUGGACAAAUUUCCGUUGCGGGAUCCACCGAUUGAAUCUGGCAGAACACCAUUAUCAUCAGAAAAUUCAUCUCAAUGUAACAUUAUGUUUAAUAUUCACGGUCAUUCACAUUAUCCUUUUGGGCUUUCACAUUUAGGCCAAACUUUUAUAAUUAAUCCUGGUCCUCUUCAAGAAG